UGGGCUUGGCUUCCAGUAUAACAGUGGCAGGAGGAGGAAAGCGAAGCUACCGAGCCAGCGAGGAGUGCAGCUCAGCCUGGCCUCACGCGCUCCUAGAGGACCACCUCCUGAGCGAGAGUUCUUUGCCCGCUCCUUCCUUCUCCAGGCUCCCCUGCUGCCCUUCCUCACUGCCCAAUACAAUGCAUUCUUGAGAGGCAGCGUCUGGACCCCAGGCAGCCCCAGAGAACCGAAGCAAGCCAAAGAGAGGACUGGAGCCAAGACACUCUGGUGGGGGAGCUUGGAUGCCUGGCUUUCUUUGAGGACAUCUUUGGAGCGAGGGUGGCUUUGGGGUGGGGGAUUGUGCUGCAGGGAAUCCAGCCAGGCCCCAAGAUGGACACUUCUGGGCACUUCCAUGACUCCGGGGUGGGGGACCUGGAUGAAGACCCCAAGUGCCCCUGUCCAUCCUCUGGGGAUGAGCAGCAGCAGCAGCAGCAGCAGCAGCAGCAGCCAGCGGCCCCAGCAGCCCCCCAGCAGCCCCCAGGACCCUCGUUGCAGCCUCAGCCUCAGCCUCCGCAGAUUCAGCAGCAGCAGCAGCAGCAGCAGCAGCCACCGCAUCCCCUGUCUCAGCUCGCCCAACUCCAGAGCCAGCUUGUCCACCCUGGCCUGCUGCACUCCCCUCCCACUGCUUUCAGGGCCCCCCCUUCGUCCAACUCCACGGCCAUCCUCCACCCUUCCUCCAGGCAAGGCAGCCAGCUCAAUCUCAAUGACCACUUGCUUGGCCACUCUCCAAGUUCCACAGCCACAAGUGGGCCUGGAGGAGGUAGCCGGCACCGGCAGGCCAGCCCCCUGGUCCACCGGCGGGACAGCAACCCCUUCACAGAGAUCGCCAUGAGCUCCUGCAAGUACAGCGGUGGGGUCAUGAAGCCCCUCAGCCGCCUCAGCGCCUCCCGGAGGAACCUCAUUGAGGCCGAGCCCGAGGGCCAACCCCUCCAGCUUUUCAGCCCCAGCAACCCCCCGGAGAUCGUCAUCUCCUCCCGGGAGGACAAUCAUGCCCACCAGACCCUGCUCCAUCACCCCAACGCUACCCACAACCACCAGCAUGCCGGCACCACUGCCAGCGGCACCACCUUCCCCAAAGCCAACAAGCGGAAAAACCAAAACAUUGGCUAUAAGCUGGGACACAGGAGGGCCCUGUUUGAAAAGAGAAAGCGACUGAGUGACUAUGCUCUGAUUUUUGGGAUGUUUGGAAUUGUUGUUAUGGUGAUAGAGACCGAGCUGUCUUGGGGUUUGUACUCAAAGGACUCCAUGUUUUCGUUGGCCCUGAAAUGCCUUAUCAGUCUAUCCACCAUCAUCCUGCUGGGGUUGAUCAUCGCCUACCACACCCGUGAAGUCCAGCUCUUCGUGAUCGACAACGGUGCGGACGACUGGCGGAUAGCCAUGACCUACGAGCGCAUCCUCUACAUCAGCCUCGAGAUGCUGGUGUGCGCCAUCCACCCCAUCCCCGGCGAGUACAAGUUCUUCUGGACGGCGCGCCUGGCCUUCUCCUACACGCCGUCGCGGGCCGAGGCGGACGUGGACAUCAUCCUGUCCAUCCCCAUGUUCCUGCGCCUCUACCUGAUCGCGCGCGUCAUGCUGCUGCACAGCAAGCUCUUCACGGACGCCUCCUCCCGCAGCAUCGGGGCGCUCAACAAGAUCAACUUCAACACGCGCUUCGUCAUGAAGACGCUCAUGACCAUCUGCCCGGGCACCGUGCUGCUCGUCUUCAGCAUCUCCCUGUGGAUCAUCGCCGCCUGGACCGUCCGAGUCUGCGAAAGGUACCAUGACCAGCAGGAUGUGACUAGUAACUUUCUGGGUGCCAUGUGGCUCAUCUCCAUCACGUUCCUCUCCAUUGGCUACGGGGACAUGGUGCCGCACACUUACUGUGGGAAGGGCGUCUGCCUCCUCACCGGCAUCAUGGGUGCGGGCUGCACUGCUCUGGUGGUGGCCGUGGUGGCCCGGAAGCUGGAACUCACCAAAGCGGAGAAGCACGUUCACAACUUCAUGAUGGACACUCAGCUCACCAAACGGAUCAAGAAUGCCGCAGCCAACGUGCUUCGGGAAACGUGGCUGAUCUACAAACACACCAAGCUGCUCAAGAAGAUCGACCACGCCAAAGUCAGGAAGCACCAGAGGAAGUUCCUCCAAGCCAUCCACCAACUGAGGAGCGUCAAGAUGGAGCAGAGGAAGCUGAGUGACCAGGCCAACACCCUGGUGGACCUGUCCAAGAUGCAGAAUGUCAUGUAUGACUUGAUCACCGAGCUCAACGACCGCAGCGAGGACCUGGAGAAGCAGAUCGGCAGCCUGGAGAGUAAGCUGGAGCACCUCACGGCCAGCUUCAACUCCCUGCCCCUGCUCAUCGCAGACAGCCUGCGCCAGCAGCAGCAGCAGCUCCUCACCGCCCUCCUGGAGGCCCGGGGCGUCAGCGUGGCCGUGGGCACCACGCACGGGGCCCCGCUCUCCGACAGCCCGAUCGGGGUCAGCUCCACCUCCUUCCCGACCCCGUACACAAGUUCAAGCAGUUGCUAAAUAAAACUCCCCUCUCCGGAAGCGUUACCCCUAGGUCUUAAGAUGCAAAUCCACUCUGUCCUGGUCGCUUUGCCACCGCGGAACUCGGAGACCAGGGAGCGGAAAGAAGAGACGGAGCUCGGAGCUGACUCGGCCCACUCGCGCUUGGUUCGAAAUGCCUUGAAACCAGAAAUCUAAUCUCUGUUUAGGUGCCUCUACUUGGGAGCGGGACGCGGAGAGGCCGGGAAGCGACGCCUCUGGCGGGGCCCUUGCUGCAGAGUUGGUGGAGAACAGAAUCCGCGCUCAAUCUCAGGUCUUCACGUGGGGGUGGGCGGGGCAGGUGCGCGGGUGCCACCCUGAAGCCAGGCCAGAGAGGGGCCUGGGAGAGGGGUGGGGCAGGCUGGGGGACCUCGAGCAUGCCUCUCUCCUUCCAUCUAGAAAGCCUUGGGUGACAAAAAGUAAGAGAGCUGCCCACAACUUGCCAAAACAGACAUACCUAGUUUAGACUGAAAAAAGGUGAAUAGUGAGAACUGCACACACACACACACACACACACAAAUGAAAAGCUAGAUUUUUCCAUCUAACAUAAAUACCUAUAUAAGCCUGGAUGUUUGCACGUGUGCGUACACACACACACACACACACACACACACAAUUUCCCACACCCCACAUUCAGUCCAAGUCCUUUCUUGUUUGAACUUCACCCAAAUACAAAGGGACCGGAUAUUGUCCCCUGCGCACAGUAGGCACUCUCUUAAGGUGAGCUGAGUGGGUUUGAAUAUGCACACAGGGUAUAUUCAGCCCCGGUAGUUAGGUCGUGUUGGCCACAUCCUGGGCUCCUCUGAAGACACAGGUCCCUUCCAACUCAGUGCAGGUUGCUUUGCCCUGGAUACGCACCGUGCAUGAUUUGAAGUGGAUGCCAAGCCAAAACUGUUGGCAUUCUGGAGGGGUAAGCAGGCUUCUAAAAAUAACAGCUUUUGCAGGGCUUCCUUCUUACAUCCAAACAAGCUGUUCUGAUGGACUACACACCUGGACGUAUGUGAGGGAGGGGUCCAGAGGAUUAUGCAUGUGUUUGCACAAUGCACCGACAGAUGCAACCCCAUGGCAUCUUGGUGGACAGAAGUAUUGUCUGGAGAUUUGCUGAGCUGUACUCACCCAGCAGCAUGUUUCCAGCCCCUGACAUUAGAAAUGCAAAGAGUCAAGCGCCUCACCUUUGAGCUGCUGAGCUGGGAGGGGAAGGAUAGAGUGGCCCACAUGGUCCCUUCUACCUGACCUGAAGGCACCUCAAAAUGAAAUAUUGUGAGAACAAAGGGAGUCUUUAGGGAAUCUUGUGGGUAAGGUAAGAAGAAGAGAUUUGUCAGAAGCCUAUGCAUAUUGUGCCAUGUUAAAUCUCGGUGCAAAAACAAUUUCCAUCCAUCACAAAUUCCAAGAGACUCUAGAAACAUCAAGAUGCAGUGUAGCGACAGGAACUGAAUUUUUUUCUUUCAUUUCUCCAUAAUCUGACCACACACACAGUAUUUGUGUCAUGCUAUUCAUCAUUUUCCUCAUUCUGAGGUCCUUGACUUCUACUUGUGGGAAACUAAUGAUACUGUAUGGAAUAUUUCAUCUGUUUAGGGUCAAACAAAAGGGUGUUACCUGCAGAGAGGGUUAUCAUUUGUGGUCGGGCUUUGUCACAAGCCAUCUCCAUUCAUAAGGCCGAGCUUUGUUGUGCAAAUUUUUCUUUUCAUUUUUAUUUUGGAUUGGGGAUUGAACCCAGAGGUACUCUACCUUGAGCUACAAUCUCAGCCCUUUUUAUUUUUUGAGACGAGGCCUUGCUAAGUUGCUGAGACUGGCUUUGCAUUUGUGAUCUUCCUGUCUCCAGCUCUGGAGUCACUGGGACCACAGGUGUGCAUCAUGGCUCCUGGUAGUAGAUUUUUCUUCUACAGCACUGAGCCUGGUCUUCUAAGGAUGAGGGAAUCACUAGACAGGAAGGUAGGCAAUUCUAGAAUGAAGGCUACUCUUUCAGGAAGAUCUGGGCUCUUGCUAACCUUCUUCUUUGGGGUCUUGCUAUUGCUACCUUUUCCCCCCAGGGCUGGAGAGGCAACCCAGAGCCUCACAUAUUCUAAGCAAAUGCUCUGCCACUGAGUUAAACCUCAGGCCACUGCUGUUGUUUAAAUGAUCUGUCUUCUUAAAGGUUUAUCUUGAGAAAUUUUCAUGGGUUGUUUUGCAUACUGGAGAUGCUACACCUGCUGUUGGCUUUUUAUAUUUUCCACUUGUUCUUUUAACUAUUGAUUAUCUGGAAGACUCCCACCUCUUUUUUUCUUUUUUCCUUUUGUUCCAAGAAUGGUGCUCCUAUUUUCAGUGACAGUUCCACCAAAUAUAUAAGCAGAUGUAUAAACAGAUGAAAUAGCCACACAGUUUAUUUGUGGCACUAAUUCUGCUUCACAGAGUGCAGACCACUGAUGGUUCAACUUAAGGGUGCCAUUCCCAAUCAUUUAGACUACAGCCAUCGACUGUGGAUUCCUGCUUACCCUUCCCUCCCACUAUAACUCUGUGCUCUGUGUGUGGGUGUGUGUGUGGUGUGUGCACGUGCACAUGGGUGUGUGCACACAGAGAGAUUUAGUCUUCAUUUCACAUAAAUGACUUACAGAAUUCACUGCCACCCCUCUUGCCCCAAAGUGUGUGCAGACUGUCAUUUAUCUGAAUUACCACAGGCUGUGGAUAAUUCUUUUUAAACCCAUUAUCGAUGCUCUUGCUGGGUCAACCCUGAAGAUGAAGUGAGCCGUGGUAGUCGAGGAAGUGGUUGGAGUUAUUUCCAGUAGCAGGAGCCACGGGCAUCGUAGAGACACGUGGGCAUUGGCAGCAUGACUUGACCUAUUGGUCGUGCAAUAGCUAGGGUGAAUUUUAUCUUUGGCAAAAGAUAAUCUUUAAAAAAAAAAAGUGAAUCUGCAUGUUGAUCCCUUCAUGGCAAAUGGGAUGUGACUUCUCUGUACUAGUGCUUCAGCUUUAUGUGGGGAAGUUACGAUUCUGCUGCAAGUACAAUCAACCCUUGAAGACCUAGGUGUUCAUUAUCCUGGGUGUAGCUCACCCGGAUUUUCCUCCUACAUCUCUUUGCUGAUUCCGUGGCAUCUCAGCCACACAGUCAGAUGGGGGAAGGGGACCGGUGAAUUAUAAUGUCAUGCCUUCUUGUACCUGAUUCUCAAGUUUUGGUCAUGGAAGAGGUUUAAUUAUCUGCUCAAGAAUGGGCUGCAUGUAAAAACUAAUCAUCACAGAAACCUCAGUCCAGUACAGAACCCAUCAAAUUCCGCCCCCUUCUGGAAGGCUGACCCAGUGGCAGAGCCCCUGCUAUCAUCUUUCCAAUAAUGCAGUGGCAGGUAAAAGCAUCCUAAUAAUCCCCAGAGUACCUAGACACUUGAAUUAGAAAUACAGAGCCACCCCCUCCCUCAUCGCUUAAGCCAUAUUAUAGCUUCGUGUACUGAAAAGUCAGGGAUGUACUGUGAUACUUUAAGACCACUAAUCUCAGUGGAAUUUCAGGACGUAGCAUCAGUUGGUGAAUUAUACCAGACUAGAAGCUUCACUCCUCCUUAGAUUGAAGUCCAAAUACAAACCUGCACCUUUGGAUCAAAGGCCACAUAUCUGUGAUCAUCACCAAGAACCAUUCUUGCCAUCUUCAUAAUAUGUCACUUCAUGCCAUCAUAUCUCUAGAAAUGCUUAAUAUAAUCCAAAAGAGCAAGAGGGGUACAGCCCUGAGUCACCACUGGUGGCCUGACAUCCGUGGGGACCAGGGGCAUCAUAACCUCGUAAAUGAGAUGUGGAAAAUGUACAUGCAGGCCAGCUCUAAAGUGCUCAGUGCAAAUGGUUUUAUUAUUAAAGGUCGAGAAGGAGUAGCAUUAAAGAAAUGAUGGUUUUAAUAUAUUGGGGAUUUCCCCCUUAAAUUUUCCAUAAUUUCCUUGUGAAUAAAUCAUGAAAAAGAAGAAAACCCAGUGAUACAAAAAUCAGAAUAAAUAAAAACUUAAGACUGGUUCCACAUCUUUGGCCAACUAAUAUAACCACUUCAUACCUCAGUUUCUCUGUACUUACAAUGAAGACAAUAGUUACUAUUGCUAAGUACAAAGUAUUCAAUAGAGGAAAACAAUGAAACCAUGAUUGUCAUCGACAACAACCCAGCCUGGCUCUAGCUAGUCCCCACUUGGAUGUUGUAUUUGAAUGUAGUCAAUAGUUACCAAAAAGUAAUUAUUACAUAGCAAAUAAGUAGUGAAACUGGCAGGGAGAAAUAGCGCCUAGUUUCAGAAUCCACCGCCUCCUCCAGAUUGUCACUUGAUAGACAGUGCACCCCAAGUCAGAAUCAGUGUUUCAUCUCAGAACCAAGGAUUUUGCUACUACCAUCCAUCAUAAAAACCCAGCCGAGACGCUAAGGAAGUCAUUGCACUACCAGUAGGUUGCUAUUCUUUUUUUUAAAAAAUCACUGAAUUUAAAUCCUAAAAUUUGUCUCCAGUUUUACACAGUCAUUCUACUUCCCUGAAGGUCGCUAGAAGCAGAUUAAGGAUCCGUUCGUGGUCAUCGGGCUGUCCCCGUUGAUUCCGCGGUGUUUGAUUUCAGUACCUUAGACAGCUAUCAGUGGCUUCCCUCCCCCUGCAGUCUUCGGGCUUGAGGACGCCCCGGACACUAGCCCUUCCUUCCUUCCCCACUGCCGCCAGGGUCAACGCUUUGGGAAUGAGAUCACUGUACCGCUAGGAAAGGAGCCUGACUUUCUGCCUGGGGUAGUGGGAAGCUCGUGCCAGGCGGCGGGAGUAGAAAUGAACACCUAACUCCUGUCAGGCGAGUAAUGCGUAGAUUUACAUUGAGAUAGACCACAGCUUAUUUAAGAGUACUCAGUGCAAGGGUAUAUAGAUACAUAUAGACAGAGAAACAAUAUAACUGUGAUCUUUGUGUCUUACACCAUUACUGGAAACACCCAAACUCAACUGGAGUUCCCUCUGAACAAAAACCAUUGUCAAAUCUUCAACGGAUGACCUCCAUACCUAGGUGCCAAGUGCCCCGUGACAGUGUUUACACACCUGAGAAUUGUAUUUCUGGAAGCUGUAAUCUUGGGCCUGGACAAACAAAAGAGACGUCGUUGUGACCAACCGAGCUGGUGGAGGAAAAGCACAAAACCCAAUACCAACCUGUACAGUUAGGAUCCCAAAGAGAUGCUGACAUUUUUGGCCAAAAACAAACAAACAAACAAACAAAAAAAACAAUAGUGACAAAUCAAAUCUGAUUGGAACCGCCAAUAUCUGGGUUCUCAGAAGAAGGACAGGGAAUAAACAACAACAUUCUCUAGCUAUGUCCGUUUUUGAAUCCCAACCAGGACUGACGACGACCUUCAUCAGACAUUUUUUUAACGGCGCAACAACUCGAUUUGGGUCCCAGACUCUCCAUUCUGCGCGGCCACAAGAGAACAACGAGAGAGCAUGACAGGAUGUUCAUGGAGGGGACAUUUCCAUGGCAAACUCAGAGACUGAAGUGUUCAUAUCCUGAAUCAGACGAGCUUCAAUAUGAAUUUGCAUCUUGCCUCUGUACUGCUUGCUAUUUUUUAAAUGAUAGGAGAAAGCAUAACAGUUUAUUUUAAAUAUGAAAUAUAUUGCUAUAUUAUAAAAUAUAUUGUAACUUUCAAUUAACAUUUUUGUAUCAAACUAGUCUUUAGCAGGUCCAGUGUUAGCCUGCUCUCCCAACCACUGUUUCUGAGUACACAUCAUUGUUAGAGAUCGCCUGACACCCAGGCCACGGGCCUGGUCCCACAACCUGUGAAUUGCCAUAUUCUCAUUUUUCUAAGACCUAAGCAUUAGUGACAAAAAAAAAAAAAUACUAUUACAAACUUAGAAGGAUGAUUCUACCCUAAAUUCUGUCAAGCCAUUUCAGAAGAGAUCUUAAAA
This is a messenger RNA of Ictidomys tridecemlineatus (thirteen-lined ground squirrel), 8417 nucleotides long. It is a transcript of the gene Kcnn3, whose product is annotated as potassium calcium-activated channel subfamily N member 3. The record is from RefSeq and is a predicted model, not a curated record. Gene Ontology annotation, molecular function: small conductance calcium-activated potassium channel activity; calmodulin binding. Gene Ontology annotation, cellular component: membrane. Gene Ontology annotation, biological process: potassium ion transport. NCBI's taxonomy places the organism in Eukaryota, Metazoa, Chordata, Mammalia, Rodentia, Sciuridae.